AUGUCUAUACCUUCGGAAUGUGGUGACACUUCAAAUCACAACGAUACCAGAACGUCACAACUGAGUAUAGAAAGCCCGAUCACGACAAGGGAUGUUAUAGUCCCAGAACAUUCUGCACCUCCAGAAAAGCUCACCAUCCCAAACGACACUACUACGGAGCCCAAAGCCACAGAAAAUAGUUUGAAGAGGAGGAACAGUUGCAAAAGCACUGGUCCUAUCAAGAAGGCUAAAAUAUCAGCUGAUACCGAGACUUCGGAGGACGCCAAGACCUAUGAAAACACGAAAGGUCUAGAUAGCCCGAACAAGGUCUUGGGAGAUGAUGACUUGGUGUAUUUACUCUUUGCGAUUCAUGUAAAGGCUGUUAUGCGCGUGGAACGAAGGAGGUUCUACAGGGUCAAGGGCCUGGAAAGAUGA
Messenger RNA from Fusarium venenatum, 414 nucleotides. NCBI's taxonomy places the organism in Eukaryota, Fungi, Ascomycota, Sordariomycetes, Hypocreales, Nectriaceae. The record is from RefSeq and is a predicted model, not a curated record.